UUGCUUUAAAAGAAAAGCAAAAGCCAUACAAGUUAAAUUGACACAAUAACAAAAAAAAUGUUUUGAAAUUUUUUUCCUACACUUGAGAACUAAUAAAAAUUCUUCAGUACAAAUCAGAAAUAAGAAAUUUGUAAGAUUUAAGCCAAUUCUACCAAUAUGGCUGCAAAUUUUAAAAGCCGGACAAACGCUGAGCUCAACACUAAGCCACACAUAACUGUGAAGGGUGUCGGUGGUGGUAAAAUGUUUAAAGACAAACCGAAGAGACAUUCAAAACAAAAACGAUCCUCCAGACAGGUACAUAUAAGUGAAUCACUAUUGGGGAGCCAUAAAAGUCCAAAAUUUGAUGAGGACAAUAUCUUGUCGACACAAAGUUCCGUUGGGAAAAUCUCGAAUUUUAGCGAACUUAUCCCUCUAGGUACACCGUACACAAAAGCGAUCAAUGUGUAUUCGAGAUUAUUGGAAAUUCAACGCAGAAAGUCGUCCGCGGUUAGUUCCACUUCAGAAAGUUCAAGUUCACGUUCAUCAUCGAACGCCUCGUCUGUGUAUAAUACGUCAUCGCUGGCCUUCGUAUUGAAGCGACAGCAAUUCUGUAAGGGAGAAUAUACAAAUGCGAAGUGUGGCCGUUAUAAUCGUAUACAUCCGCCGCUGUGUAGCAUACCAGCUGAGAGUCUGGCAUGCGUUGCGAUCUCUAUGGAAAAUUUGACGGAAAAGCCUCGUACUGCGAAUAUAACGGUGUAUCAAUGAUCUCAUGGAAAAAAGUCGGUGAUGCAAAUUGCAAGCUGUUUCUAAUAAGUUUAAUCAGAAAGUAAAUAUGUCGAAAUGUGCUAGUUGUCUAUAGACUAAAUAUUUGUACGUGGUGAGGGAAGAUCGUUCGCGCAUUUUACUACUACAUGACGCUUAAUUGUCUGAGUCAGCUCAAAAAUCAAGAAAAUCUUAUAAAUUAGCAAAAAUUAUAUGCCGCGAUAAACUAUAACUUUACAUGUCAUGGAUUUUUUUUAAACAAACUGUAAAGCUUAACUCUUGUUCUUCAGUGAAAAGCGUUUUUCGUUCGUUCUCAAGUUUUGAUAAUGCGUUGUAUUCAAGAUCAUGUCAGCUGUUUACUUAGCAACAUGGGUGUUCAUGUACACACAAUUUUUUUCUCGGUGCCACAAGUGGUUCUAUGCCUGCAACAAUUAUUUUUCGGAACCCUAGUGAGAUGCGAGCAUCUAUUUUUUCUGCUAUCAUUUCCGAGAGGCAUGUACAUCAUGGCUUCAGCAAUUUGAACGAGUUUUGGAAACACAAUUGAUUUCGAUUAACUUUUUUUAACAUCCAGACAUAAUAAAAGCCUCUCGAUUAACAUAUUUUGCCAAAUGAGAAUGAGUUUAAUUUGUAGGCAAAAUGAAUUUUCGACAUACAUAUUUACUGUACACAUGUUUCAGGAUUGUGUCGUAACAGAGUUUGUCUAAACUUGAGUAUGGUCAAGAUUCGAAUAUGAAAGCAACAAGUUUCAAAUAAUUUUUUUGUCUACC
Zeugodacus cucurbitae (melon fly) is the source of this 1508-nucleotide messenger RNA. RefSeq lists its product as uncharacterized. The coding region runs from base 157 to 744 and encodes 195 amino acids. NCBI's taxonomy places the organism in Eukaryota, Metazoa, Arthropoda, Insecta, Diptera, Tephritidae. The transcript has 2 exons. The record is from RefSeq and is a predicted model, not a curated record.